Messenger RNA from Lonchura striata (white-rumped munia), 1552 nucleotides. Lineage: Eukaryota; Metazoa; Chordata; Aves; Passeriformes; Estrildidae. The record is from RefSeq and is a predicted model, not a curated record.
CCUCCCGGGGCGGUGCCGGGCGGAGGAGGCCGGCCCGGCCCCGCCGUGACCUGGAAGGGAAGCGGCGCCGGCGGGAUCGACUUCCCGGGAGCGGGAUGGAGCGGGCGGGCGGCAGGCUGUAGCUGAUGCCCAGGCCCCCCUGGCACAAUGCCAUCACGGACCAAUCUCUCUGCUGGCAUCCCCAGCAGCAAAGUGAAAUAUUCCAAGCUCUCCAGCACCGACGAUGGAUACAUCGACCUGCAGUUCAAGAAGAGCCCACCCAAAAUCCCCUACAAGGCCAUCGCGCUGGCUGUGGUGCUCUUCAUGAUCGGGACCUUCCUCAUCAUCAUCGGAGCCCUGCUGCUGGCAGGGUACAUCAGCAAAGGGGAGACCGACCGGGCCAUCCCCGUGCUCAUCAUCGGCAUCCUGGUGUUCCUGCCGGGCUUCUACCACCUGCGCAUCGCCUACUACGCCUCCAAGGGCUACCGGGGCUACUCCUACGACGACAUCCCCGACUUCGACGACUGAACCGUUAAUUAACCCCGCGCUAAUUAGGCUGCUCGGAGCUGGUAGUUCCCCUGGCUGCUGGCAGGGCACGGCUGACGUGUCCCUCGUGUCCCUCGCGCGGCGCCGCUUCCCGGCCCUGAGGUGUUGCAGGUUUUCCAGUUUGGGGGGUGGGGGCUCCAGCCCGGAAUUGACCAAAAGGAAUUGCAAAGAACUUGGGAUUUAUGGGAUUUUUUUUUUUCCUCUCGGGGUUGGCGUAAUUCCGCUCGUUGGGAAGCUCUUCCUGGGCGAGGCAAUCCUUGCAAUUUUCCAAAAAUAGAUGAGCUGGUUUCAGCAGCAGAUAUUUGUUUUUCCUGUGUUUUCUAGUUUAUUUUAGCUUUCCAUGAGAUUGUGGUUAUUGUUGGGUUACCUGUGAAGACAGACCAUCAUUAAAUUCCCUUUUUGCUCUCUGUCCAUCAGAAAUGCUUCCAAACUACUGCUCCUGGAGUAAACAGAGUCUGAUGGGAGGGGGAAAGCAGCACUUGCAGAAGUCAUUUCCACACAGUGCAGUGGCUCCUCAGCCCUCUGUCACACUGACCAAGCUCAUUUCCCCACAAAUACCUCCUUCCCCAGCGUGCUUUCCCUGUGCCACUGUUGCUUUUGGCAAAAUCUGCUUAUCCUUCACAAGGACUAGUGUUGGAAUUUGCUGGGUAUUUAAACAACCAAAUGGGUACUGGGAGAAGGAUUGGAACCCAGGCUCAAGUGUCUAAAUACCAAAAAUCUUGACUGAUGUGGGUAUUGGAGACACUUGAACUCCAGCUCUCUGUCUUUUGGAGUCCUUGUGUAGAUAAUUUGCUGUGCAGACCUGCCCAGGCCAGUGAAGAGAAUUUCUCUGUGCAGUUUGUGCUGAACAAACCCCUCUGGAUUGCUUUGCCAGCUUUGCUGAAGUGUCAUUCAGGGAAAACAGAGUGAUGGCUCCACUUGUGUGAGGUCAGAGCAGGCUGUCUCCUGUUCUCAGUGUCCUGGACAACAAGCAGUGGUGCAAGUGGCUGCAUUUAACAUGAAUAAAGUUCUACAUUCUCUGUAAGCA